UGCUCAAUGUGUAUCGAGACGCGAGUGUGAAUGCACAUGCUCCGUGCGCUCAGUGGUUCGAAGAUUUUUUUUGUUGGAGUGUUCCGUUAAGAAACAGCAAGAAUAGGGCCGAGAAGAGCGGGAGGAGGAUACUGGUGAGGAAACCCAAGGUGUGAGUGAUCUCUUUGGCAGCGUUUUUCUCGAGGAACCUCUCAAUCUUGGAGGGAUUCGGAUUGUGUGAAGAUUUUGAAUUGUGAUCCAGUAGGAAAAAUCUCCAUGAAUGAAGAAGUGAAUGAGCGCAAUAGAAUGGAGCAAUGCUAAAAUAGUGUGAACGGAAGAUGCAGAUUUGAUAGUUGGCCGUUAGUACGAAGCGGUUUUUAAAAGUCCAUAGGGACUUGACACAGUAUCUGAUGAAAGCAGCGAUUUAGUGAAACCAGAUCAAUGAUGGCCGAAGAAGAAUCAUCGGUAGAAUAUUAAAUGAAAAAAAUCAAGGUGCCGGUGAUAAUUGAAGAAGAAAAAUCUACAACCAACAUCAAGCUUAAGCAAUGAAUGGUGCUACGAAGCUGCAUUACAACAAUGAGUGUCAAUCGGGUGGUUGGGCCUUUUAAGACCCUGGAAGAAUCGUGGUGACCUCAACGUUGAGGAUAAUUUCUAUAAAAAGUUCAAACGAAUGGAAGAAUCAAACCUUGGAUGUUAUAAGAGUGUUGCGAAAAAAGAAAGGUGCUAAAACUAGUGUGCGUAGACCGGGUCAACCAGACUACGGAGCGGGUUGGACCGGAACCUUCCCGCGCCUAAAAGGAUUUACCCGUAACGUAAUAAAACUGCGACUCACGGAAGUUUUCGGGAUAACCUCUAUCUGGACUAAAUCUGGAACUAUGUGGUCGUUCAAGACCACCAUCCGCAAAAGGUCCUCCGACGGCCUUCGCGGCACCUCUGGACUGUCGAACUCUCGGAUUAAGCUGCUCAUCUUUGGUUUAUUUCUGGCCGUUGUGAUAGAUUCCGCUUCCGGUUUUCUGUCGUGUUCCCCGUCGCCGUGCAAAAAUGGAGGAACAUGCCUAAAUAAACCGAACGGAUCAUCCUACUGCAACUGCACAUCGCGACAUACCGGUGAAUUUUGUGAGUUUACGAAUCCGUGUCACAUCGGUGCGGGUCCCCGGUGUCAGAACGGUGGGACCUGCGAGGUGACGUUCCGCGAUGGCAUUCCGUCAUUUUCGUGUCGUUGUCCGAUCGGGUACACCGAAAGUUUGUGCGAAAUUCCGGUUAAGAACGCGUGCGAUUCGUCUCCGUGCAGCAACGGCAGUACCUGCAAGCUGAAAACGCUGACCGAGUACACGUGCCUCUGCGCCACCGGAUAUUCGGGGAAGUUCUGUGACAAGCAGAACCUCUGCGCGUCAUCUCCGUGUCGCAACGGAGGCACUUGCACACUGUCCCCAACCGGGCAUGUCAAAUGCAUCUGCCCGAAGGGGUUCAAGGGCUCGACGUGCUCCGAGGAUAUCGAGGAGUGCAUCAAGAGCCCUUGUGCCAACGGUGGCAAGUGUGUCAACACGCAUGGAUCGUACCAAUGCAUGUGUGAACCCGGAUACACUGGAAAAAACUGUGAAUCGCACUACAUCCCGUGUUCGCCGUCGCCGUGUCAAAAUGGAGGCACUUGCAAGCAGUCGACAAAGUUUAACUACGAAUGCAAAUGUCCGCCAGGCUUCCAAGGUAAAAACUGCGAGGAGAACAUCGACGACUGCCCGGGCAAUAUGUGCCAAAACGGUGGCACUUGCGUGGACGGGGUCAACGCGUAUCACUGCAAGUGUCCGCCGAGCUUCACCGGCGAUUACUGCGACACGGACGUGGACGAGUGCGUUCAGCAGCCGACGAUCUGCAAGAACGGUGCCACCUGUACCAACACCCACGGCGGGUACAACUGUAUUUGCGUGAAUGGCUGGAACGGCCCAGAUUGUAGCAACAAUAUCGACGAUUGUGUGGACGCAGCAUGCUUCAAUGGGGCCACCUGUAUUGACGGUGUCGGUAGCUUCUACUGCCGGUGUACGCCCGGCAAGACCGGACUGCUGUGUCAUCUUGACGAUGCGUGCACUUCGAAUCCGUGUCACGCGGAUGCCAUCUGUGAUACCAGCCCGAUCAACGGAUCGUUCACGUGCUCCUGUGCGUUGGGCUACAAAGGGAUUGACUGUUCCGAGGAUAUUGACGAGUGCGAUCAAGGUUCCCCGUGUGAGCACAACGGCAUCUGCGUCAACACGCCCGGCUCGUUCGCCUGCAACUGUACCCAGGGCUUCACCGGUCCCCGUUGCGAGACCAACGUCAACGAGUGCGAGUCGCAUCCGUGCCAGAACGAGGGCAGCUGCCUCGACGAUCCGGGAACGUUUCGCUGCGUUUGCAUGCCAGGAUUCACCGGAACGCAGUGCGAGAUCGACAUCGACGAGUGCGCCACCAACCCGUGCCUCAACGGUGGCAUCUGCCGGGACCUGAUCAACUCGUUCAAGUGCACCUGCGCCAUCGGUUUUACGGGACUUCGCUGCCAGAUCAACAUAGACGACUGUCUGUCGCAACCGUGCCGAAACGGGGGCAUCUGUCACGACUCCAUCGCCGGUUAUACAUGCGAGUGUCCACCCGGCUACACGGGCAUGUCCUGCGAAACGAACAUCAACGAUUGUGCCUCGAACCCAUGCCACCGGGGAAUCUGUAUAGACGGGGACAAUUCCUUCACCUGCCAGUGCAGUCCGGGUUACACCGGUUACCUCUGUCAGAUUCAAAUCAACGAGUGCGAGUCGAACCCGUGCCAAUUUGGGGGACACUGUGAGGAUCUGGUUGGAGGGUACCGUUGUCGCUGUCAACCGGGAACAUCCGGUCCCAACUGCGAAGUCAACGUCAACGAGUGCCACAGCAACCCAUGUCGACAUGGCGCCAAAUGCAUCGAUGGUAUCAACCGGUACACGUGCCAAUGCGUACCAGGUUUCACCGGAACGCAUUGCGAAACGAACAUCAACGAGUGUGCAUCAGACCCAUGUGCCAAUGGAGGAGUUUGCAUGGACCUGGUCAACGGUUUCCGCUGCGAGUGCCCUCGCGGGUACUUCGAUGCUCGAUGCCUGAGCGACGUGGACGAAUGUGCUUCAAAUCCUUGCAUCAACGGUGGUCGUUGCGAAGAUGGCGUUAACCAAUUCAUCUGCCAUUGUCCACCGGGCUACGGUGGCCGUCGCUGCGAAACGGAUAUCGACGAAUGCGGAUCCAAUCCUUGCCAGCAUGGCGGUAUCUGCCGGGAUGGCCUCAAUUCCUACACCUGUCAGUGCAUGCCUGGCUAUUCAGGCAGGAACUGUGAAAUCAACAUCGACGACUGCGUUAACAAUCCGUGCCGAAACGGAGGUUCCUGCAUCGAUCUGGUCAACGGAUACAAAUGUGUCUGCCGUGUCCCCUUCACCGGACGCGAUUGUGAAUCAAAAAUGGAUCCCUGCCUACCGAAUCGCUGCCGCAACGGGGCCAAGUGUUCGCCCAGCCCGAAUUACAUGGACUUCUCGUGUAGUUGCACUCUGGGCUACACCGGAAGACUAUGUGACGAAGACAUCAACGAAUGUGCACUAUCCUCCCCAUGCAGAAACGGUGCCACCUGUCGAAACACCAACGGAUCUUACCAAUGCCUCUGUGCCAAAGGCUACGAGGGUCGUGAUUGCACAGUCAACACUGACGACUGUGCUUCAUUCCCAUGUCAAAAUGGCGGAACUUGCUUGGACGGUAUUGGAGACUACACCUGCCUUUGCGUGGAUGGCUUCGAAGGCAAGCACUGCGAAGUGGACGUCAACGAGUGCUUAUCGUUGCCCUGCCAGAACGGAGCUACGUGUACACAAUACGUCAAUUCGUACACCUGCACCUGCCCGCUCGGGUUCAGUGGAAUGAACUGCCAAACCAACGACGAGGACUGCACAGAAAGCUCGUGCAUGAACGGCGGUACCUGUAUCGAUGGUAUCAACAGCUACAACUGCUCUUGUCAGGCCGGAUUCACCGGAUCGAACUGCCAGUACAAGAUCAACAAAUGCGACUCGCAACCCUGUCGGAACGGUGCCACCUGCUACGACUACGACAACGACUACACUUGCCACUGCUCGUACGGCUACACCGGAAAGCAGUGUAUGGACUACGUGGACUGGUGCUCACAAUCCCCUUGCGAGAAUGGUGCCACCUGUGUUCAACGGGAAAACGUGUACCAAUGCAUCUGCGCUCCUGGUUGGACCGGUAAGCUAUGCGACGUGGAAAUGGUAUCCUGCAAGGACGCUGCCAUGCGGAAACGUGUCGAUCAGAAGCUCCUCUGCCACAACGGAACAUGCGAAGAUUUCGGCAAUUCCCAUCGAUGCCACUGUCAGCAAGGUUACACCGGAUCAUACUGCCAGAAAGAGAUCAACGAAUGCGAAAGCCAACCCUGCCGAAAUGGUGGCCACUGCAAGGACCUCAUCGGAUCGUACAAGUGCAUAUGUAAGAAGGGCUUCCAAGGUCAGAACUGCGAACUCAACAUCGACGAGUGCAAGCCAAACCCCUGCCGCAACGGAGGUAUUUGCCACGAUCUGAUUAACGACUACAAGUGCUCGUGUCCACCGGGAACGCUCGGAGUACUCUGCGAAAUCAAUACGGAUGACUGCAUCGUGGGUGCUUGCCAUAACAAUGGCAGCUGUAUUGACAAGGUAGGAGGUUUCGAAUGCCGCUGUCCACCGGGCUUCGUGGGAUCUCGCUGCGAAGGCGACAUCAACGAAUGUUUGUCGAAUCCAUGCUCAAAUCCAGGAACGCUAGAUUGCGUCCAGCUGGUCAACGAUUACCACUGCAACUGCAAGCCGGGACACAUGGGACGCCACUGCGAGAUCAAGGUCGAUUUUUGCGCCAACUCCCCCUGCUUAAAUGGGGGAAUCUGCUCAAUCCGCCAGUCCGGACAUCACUGUGUCUGCACGGACGGGUACUAUGGCAAAAAUUGUGAAUUCUCCGGUCAUGACUGCGACUCGAACCCAUGCAUCAACGGACUUUGCCAGAUUGCAGAUGACGGCGGCUACAGGUGCGAGUGUCCGCUGGGAACCAGUGGCGUCAACUGUGAAAUCGACAUACUGGAUGAGUGCAAUUCGAGUCCAUGUGAGCGAGGUGCCGCGUGUCAGAACAAGCUAGGCGACUUCGAGUGCUUCUGCCCGCCGAAAUGGGCCGGAAAGACGUGUAACAUUUAUGACCCAUCGUACAAGGGGUGGUUUGAGAGCGACAUCAAGAAAAAAGGCAUUCUGAAUAUCUAUGCCAUUGAUUUGGAGUAUCAGAGGGCACAGUGCGUGAAAAAGGGUUGCAGGGAGAAGCAGGGCAACCAUCGGUGUGACGAAGAAUGCAACACCUAUGCGUGUGACUUUGAUGGAAACGACUGUUCGUUGGGAAUCAACCCAUGGUUGAACUGCACGGCCAGUAUUAACUGUUGGGAGGUGUUCCAAGAUGGAGUUUGCAAUGAAGAAUGCAACAAUGCUCAGUGUUUAUUCGACGGACGUGAUUGCGAGAAGAAGUUGCAGCCAUGUAACCCGGUGUACGACGCGUACUGCCAGAAGCACUAUGCCAACGGAUUCUGCGACUACGGAUGUAACAAUGCGGAGUGUAAUUGGGACGGUUUAGAUUGUGAGAACGAUCGCGAACCGGCUCAGCUGGCUGAAGGUGCUAUUUCUAUCAUCCUGUUGAUGGAUAUGGAAACAUUCCGGAAAAACUCCGUCCAAUUCUUGCGUGAUUUGGGCCACCAAUUGAGAACGACAGUGCGGAUUAAGAAGAAUUCCGCUGGAAUGGAAAUGAUCUUCCCCUGGAAGGGAGGCACUGCCCUGCAGGGAUUGGCUGAAAGCGAAUUUGGACGCAAGCAUCAUGUAGUAUACACGGAAGCUCGUCAGACAGGUAUUCAAGUCUUCCUGGAGUUGGACAACCGCAAGUGUAUCGGAAUGACCGGUGCAGAAUGCUUCGGAACGGCUAGUGAGGCUGCAGAAUUCCUUGCCGCAACGGCUUCGAAGCACUCCCUCUCAAAGCAGUUCCCAAUCUACCAGGUAAAGGGUGUUAACCCGGAUGAGGAUGGUCUACCGGAGCAGACCAAUGCGAACUAUGUACUACUUGGCGUCUUGAUCGGAUUACUUUUAUUUGCCAUGUGUGGAGUGUUGGUGGCAAACCGAAAACGUGCUCAUGGAGUUACAUGGUUCCCGGAAGGAUUUUUCACGGCCAAUACCAACGUCCGUAGGCCGUCUCGUAGACGACCUGAUGGGCAAGAAAUGCGUAACUUGAACAAGAACCCCUCGAUGGUGGACAUGGCCAAUGGACAUAUGGGCAACUCGCAGCAGUGGUGCAACAGUGACGAUGAAUCGGAAAUGCCGCAACCAAAACGGUUGCGUGGUAUUGAUCAAGGGUACUCAAGUGAUCAUACUGCCAUUACGGAUUACGAAGAAACGGAACCUAGAGUUUGGUCGCAACAGCAUUUUGAAGCUGCUGACAUUCGUGAUCAUCCGGCAAUGAUGACUCCUCCGACGCAUCACGAUGGUGGCCAUAAUGAUGUAGAUGUGCGAGGACCUUGCGGCAUGACUCCUCUGAUGGUGGCUGCGGUUCGUGGAGGAGGUAUCGAUUCGGGAGAAGACAUUGACUCAACUGACGACUCCACUGCUCAAAUUAUUUCGGAGUUGGUAGCUCAAGGUGCUGAACUGAACGCGACUAUGGAUAAGACCGGAGAGACCUCGCUCCAUUUGGCAGCACGGUAUGCUCGAGCAGAUGCAGCCAAGAGGUUGUUGGACGCUGGAGCCGACGCAAACAGCCAGGACAAUACUGGGCGUACUCCGCUGCACGCAGCUGUUGCUGCGGAUGCUAUGGGUGUGUUCCAAAUCUUACUGCGCAAUCGUGCAACGAACCUGAACGCUCGCAUGCAUGAUGGAACGACGCCACUGAUCUUGGCAGCUCGCCUUGCCAUUGAAGGAAUGGUAGAAGAUCUGAUCACUGCCGAUGCUGAUAUUAACGCCGCGGACAAUAGCGGCAAGACUGCACUACAUUGGGCAGCGGCUGUUAACAAUGUCGAUGCGGUUAACAUCCUCCUAACCCAUGGUGCCAAUCGAGAUGCUCAAGAUGAUAAGGACGAGACUCCACUUUUCCUUGCCGCUAGAGAAGGAUCGUUUGAAGCGUGCAAGGCCUUACUGGACAACUUUGCCAAUCGAGACAUCACGGAUCACAUGGAUCGGUUACCACGGGACGUGGCAAGCGAACGAAUACAUCAGGACAUUGUGCGACUACUGGACGAACACAUACCACGUAGCCCGCAGAUGGUGACGACGAUCCCGAACACGAUCAUGUCACCCACAGCGCAUCCGCACAUGAUCACCCACCCGACGAUCAUCGCUUCGACAAAGCAAAGCAAACAGAAGAAGCGGGCGAAGAUGAAUGGAGCCGUCGGAGGACCGCAAAAUCCGAACAGUCCGGACAAUGAUGGCAGCAUCCGUCGGAAAGCGGUGGCCAAGAAACCGACUCCGGGAGCCAAAAAAGGUGCGAACCUUGGCGAUGUUCAGAUUUCGGACGAUCAGCUCAGUUCGGUGGAAUCGCCACUGGCCAACAUUCCGAGCCCGUAUGAUACCGUCAGUUUGUACUCGAACGCAAUGGCGGUGCACCAUAUGGAUACGAUGACCGGUGCUGGCACCGGUAAGAAGCCACCAAGCUACGAGGAUUGCAUUAAGAGCGCACAAUCAAUGCAAUCACUGCACAACAUCAACCUGGACAACUACGGUUACUCUAUGGGCGGUGCCGGCAACACUCCGUUCCAGGAUCUGUUGAUGAACCAACGAGGAAACGUGGCUGCAAAUAUGCUGCACGCAAUGCAUGCGAUGGGAGAAAGUGGACUCAGUCCGCCCUACUCGAACCAAUCUCCGCCGCACUCAGUGCAGAGUAACUUGGCCCUGUCUCCGCAAGGGUAUAUUGGUUCGCCGUCACCGGCCAAGACGAGGCCCAGCUUGCCAACGUCGCCGACGCACAUCCAAGCGAUGCGACAUGCGCAGCAGCAGAAGCACGGUGUGCAAAUGAUCUCCAACGGAAGUAUGCAGCAACAGCAGCAGCAGCAACAGCAAAAUAGCGGUAGUAUAGGCUGUGGACCACAGCAGAGCAGUAGUAAUAACAAUAGCAGUAACAACACAAACAGUGCAAUGUUGGCCGGCCUGCAGAUGAAUUACAUGAACGGCUCGUCCGGACUGGAGCUGGCGGGCUUCUGCAGUCCCACAGGCCAAGGAUCUCAAGCAACCACAUCGCAGAACACCACCGCCACCACAAUAUCGUCGCCAUCGUCGUCGACCAUGUCGUCGGCGCACCUCUCGCCGAUGUCGUCCGCAUCGGCGCAUUGCCAGCAGUCCACUCUCAACAGCCAACAGUCAUCGUACUAUCAGUAUCUGACGCCGCCGAGCCAGCACAGUGGUGGUGUGACCCCGCAGCAUCUGGUCCAAACACUGGACAGCUACCCGACGCCAUCGCCGGAAUCGCCCGGUCACUGGUCAAGUUCCUCGCCGCACUCGACGUCGGACUGGUCCGAAGGGGUCCAGUCGCCUGCCGCGGCCAACAUGAAUGUGUACGUGACGACUGCCGCCCCCGGUGGUCAUCAGGCCAACAAAGGUUCGGAAGCGAUCUAUAUCUAAUCCAUGGGGUGGGUUGGAGACAGGUCAGUUAAUGCAAGUGCCUCGUCCUAAACGUUUUAAACGCAUCUGUACAGAGAACAAUGCCCCCUAGCUCCGCUUCGCCUUCGAUUGCCCUGCUGCAAAAUCGGAGAUCGGAGCGAAACGUGAUAGUGAUAAUUUAUUCGAUAAUUUAACUAGUAUUUAGACAUAAUUUGUUUCAAAAGACUCCCCUCUCGAAGGAACCGUGCGUGCUGAAAAAUCACUGCUUAAUCAUGCGACGGUAUGAAUGAAUUUCCAUUUGUUUGUGUAAGAGAAAAGUGAGAAUGUUUGUUUGAGAGAGUGAAAAAAUCGAGCAUUCCUCGUAAGCAGAGACUCAUUUUUAACUAACAAAAGACACAUUGUACAAUUUACUUCCUUAUUUUUAGAAUUUUUUUUUUUACUUAUCUAUGCAUAAUCUAUGUACGACAAUUAUUUGUUUCGCUUAGUAAACGUAAUUUUUGUCGUGUUGUAAAUAUUUGCGCAUACGGACAAGAAACUCAAGAAACAUGGUCUGAUUAAUAGGUUAGGUUUUUAAGGCGAAAGAAGGCAAAAAUGCGCUAGAAUUAGCAAAUAAUAUGUUUCAACUGGAAAACGAAUCGAUAUUUGUUUUAAACUUUUCAUUUUCCCAUUCGCCACAAUGAAAAAUAAAUUAUAUAUAUCGUGGAAACCUGCCACGACUGUAGAUGUUGUACAUAGUCGCAAACCCCAGAAGAACAAGACAGAGUAAAAUAUAAUAGAAACGAAAACAUUUUCCACUUCCAUUCCGAAAGCGAAAAUGUGUUAUUUUUAUCGAGAAUAUUUUAAAUGUAGCGAUUUUAACAAAUAAUAAACAACUCGAUUUUUUAUUGAAAUGAAAGCCUCUCUAGUUUAGUUUCUAGGAAAAUAUGAAAAGUUCGAAAAAAUAAACAUUGUUGGAACGGUAUCAAAUAUAAAUUGUUCGAAUGAAAAUCUCAGUUCGCCGCAGAUCCAGUGAAUCAUACCCAGCAUGCAAUAUGAAUCAUGACAUAGACAACUCGAAUGGCGUUAGAAAGUAUUUUAAAUGUGCAUUUCCAUUAGAAAGAAACGAACAAAAAGGUUUUAUUGACGAGCUGUUUUAUUAGGUUUUAUUAUUACGUAAUAGAAGAAGACAGUUGAACGUGAUUUUAAAGAAAGUUUUUAGAAGAGCGUAUAUAGAUAGAUAACGAGACGAUAUUUGUCUCGAUGGAAGUUAAAAGAAGAUAUGAGAAUAAUAAAAAUGUAUAAAAAAUAUUUUAUAAAAAAAA
This is a messenger RNA of Armigeres subalbatus, 9898 nucleotides long. It is a transcript of the gene N, whose product is annotated as neurogenic locus Notch protein. The record is from RefSeq and is a predicted model, not a curated record. Bases 855 to 8618 code for a protein of 2587 amino acids. Gene Ontology annotation, cellular component: membrane. The transcript has 11 exons. Gene Ontology annotation, biological process: multicellular organism development; cell differentiation; Notch signaling pathway. Lineage: Eukaryota; Metazoa; Arthropoda; Insecta; Diptera; Culicidae. Gene Ontology annotation, molecular function: protein binding; calcium ion binding.